CAAAAAAGCCCACCUUAGCAAAACUAAGGAUAGGGAUCAGUGAUCACGCUGUGAUUAAAUGGCAUCAGAAAUCACCUACGCUGAAGUGAAGUUCCCGAAUGCAUCACCAGCUGCAGCGGCUGAAGUACCUCCCAAGACGAAGAAGCAGGAGCACCAUCCCCAGAAAUAUCCGCCUUGGCUCCCGUGGCUGAUCUCACUGCUGCUCCUCUUGGUGUGCAUUGCCCUCAUUAUUGCUUUCCUUGUCGUGCCCCUCUCCCCCAGCGAUGAGGAGCCCACAGCCCUGCAGCAGAAAUUCACGGAGUGGCAGUGCGACUCGGCGGUGCCGCAAGGCAAAGGGCGAGGCUGGACGUGCUGCCCAAAGGGCUGGAAACGCUUUCAAAAAAGUUGCUACUACCUGUCGGAUGAUAGGAUGCGCUGGGCUGAGAGUGAGCAGAACUGCACUGGGAUGGGCUCCCACCUGGUGGUGAUCAACACCGAAGCAGAGCAGGCUUUCCUCACUAAAGAGCUACUAGAUGCAUUAGGAAGAAAUUACUACAUCGGUCUGAGAGCACGGCAGGUGGGCCAGUGGCAGUGGGUGGACCAGACUCCAUUUAAUGCGACGGCAGCGUUCUGGCGGAAAGGGGAACCAAGUAAUGUGGUUGCUGAGCCGUGCGUUGCAAUCCAUACCAGUUCAGAAAUAGACAACUGGAAUGAUAGCCGAUGCGAGAGCCAUUAUCGAAUUUGUGAAGCUGCAGCAGUAACUGUGUGAUGGAGCGACCCUCAUCUUGAGAAAAACCGAGGGAUGAGC
Messenger RNA from Gavia stellata (red-throated loon), 787 nucleotides. Its product is annotated as C-type lectin domain family 4 member D-like. The record is from RefSeq and is a predicted model, not a curated record. The transcript has 6 exons. The coding region runs from base 59 to 748 and encodes 229 amino acids. NCBI's taxonomy places the organism in Eukaryota, Metazoa, Chordata, Aves, Gaviiformes, Gaviidae.